This is a messenger RNA of Coregonus clupeaformis (lake whitefish), 5168 nucleotides long. RefSeq names its product protein phosphatase 1 regulatory subunit 15B. The coding region runs from base 959 to 3178 and encodes 739 amino acids. Gene Ontology annotation, cellular component: endoplasmic reticulum; protein phosphatase type 1 complex. The transcript has 2 exons. Gene Ontology annotation, molecular function: protein phosphatase regulator activity. Gene Ontology annotation, biological process: response to endoplasmic reticulum stress. The record is from RefSeq and is a predicted model, not a curated record. Lineage: Eukaryota; Metazoa; Chordata; Actinopteri; Salmoniformes; Salmonidae.
UCUCUUGUGAAAAGCGGGUAAACUACUGGCCGUACAAGGAAAUGCAACAACGAUUGUGAAAAGGGGAGAAAGAUAGCCUGAAUUCUUGCAACGAAAUUAUAUAUUUCGUUGAUAUCUAGAUAAGACUAGUAUUUGUCUUACGGUGUCAUUCGAUGAGGUUCGUUGUAGCGAAUGAAUUUGAACUAUUUUUCUGCUCACGGAUUGUGCAAAACCUCGGUUAAUGUUAGCAGCUAACUUAGUUUUAGUUACGUUCUGGAAUCCAACCAGCUUUUUCUCCAAGCAAGACCAAAAUGGCUUGCAUAUCAUCGUUUCACCUGGGUUUAUCCCUAUGUUAUGACUCGUCAAGUCUCUGCUCCGUUUCUACCGUCUCGACCACUGUUUUUACAAAGCUUACUGCUCGAAAGAAUAUGAGAGCCGCGGACAACAUGGACGAUGGGAUUCAGGAACCCAAGGACAGCUAACCGAUAUGCUAUUGCUAGCCUUCCGUGAUGGAUAAGGGACCGUAAUAGAUGUUUCACUUCUAACUAUGGACAGUGCUCUGAAGUGCACACCAAGUUAAUAGCUACAUUUAUAUUAUCAGAUGUGUCGCUAACAACUGCCAACGAAACGAACAGAUGAUCUCAAAUCAAGAUAACGUUAGCUACUAACGUUAGCUACCUAGCUAGCUACCUAGCCUAUUAACAGCUGUGAAUACUAACUAUCAAGUUGCAAGUUCUUGCUAUCCAUGAUUGCCAGACUAAAGUUUGGUCUUCAUAUUUAUUUUUGCACUCUCAAAAUAGUUGUUUCAUAACAACGUGUUAACAUUGUCCUGGACGUGUACUUAAGUUAGUUAGCUAGCACAGUAGCUAACCAAAAAGCUUUGACAAACUGCACAAGUGCAAGCGGUGUUCUUUAUUAAAACAUUAUUAAUUUAGCUUUCUUGCAUAGUGACUUUGUUGUCCACAAACCAGUAUUAAGAAUGUUUAGGAACAUGAAUCGCGGGGAACACUUUUCUGGGGUGCAGACGCCUCCAUCCACUCCCGCCGGGCAUGGAGUGGCCUCUCUCCAGCAACCAAACCAGGAGAGCUCGUGGAUGGGCAUGUUCUCCGUGGUUUCUAGGCCCGCCCUGUCAUUUCUGCAAAAGUAUUUACCAGGGCGCCCUCGGACUCCUGCCCUGUCCGACAGUGUGUCAGGAUGGGUCAGUGGGGAUUUCAAGCAGAACUUUGUAGAGGCAGAAAGUGCGUUUUUAGGACAACUGGACAUCUUGCCUGGAACUCCGCACCAUGCACACCACCUAUCGUACCUGCAAUACCAGCAUGGACGCCUUUGGCUACCAGUGUCAGGUAAUAGUAGUAUGAGUUGGUUGACAGCAGAUUUUCUUAGCGAGUUAGGGAUUCGAAAUGCUGCUGAAAUUGACUUACAUUUAAGGCAACAAACUCCGGUAGGAUACCUCACAACCGGUUUUCUCAGUCAAGUUUUGUUGAACGCAGCGUCGUCUCAGGAAAUGAAACACGCCGAGCAAGGGCACGUACUUGCCGGGGACAGUUUGUCAUCAGACGCGGUGACAGCAAGGGCAAAGCGUAGUAUCGCUAGUAACUGGUGGGGCGGGCUUUGGGGAACCGAUGACGAUGCUCAAGGGUUGCUGUCAAAUUUGUCAUCGAGCAAAGAGGGGACUGAGGCACACAAUCACAGCAGCAACGGCCAUUGUCGUCAACCAGAGUGUGGCACAAAGGCCGCAGUUACCAUGCCAACAGAGCUGUUUGUACAGUGCAAUGAUGGCGAAAGGACUGGACCCUUCUGCUACAAAGAGGAGCCAAAGGACAAUGGAAGCCUUCAAACGGCCACCCGGACAGAAUCUCUCCCUAGCCCUGAUGGUCUCCCCUUAGAUCACAGAGAAACAGUCUGUAUCAGUAGUCAUAUUGUAAGUGUUGCAGCUGUCACUGCCUGCAGUGAGUUGGCAGUUCUCACCCCUGACCAGGAUAAUGGCUAUUCCAGUCUGGAAGAAGAACACUCUACCUCUAGACUGUACAUGUUGAGGCUUCCCUGUGAAGAGCUACAGGGGAUCACAGAGAUAAAAGAAGAGACAGACACACCAACACAGGGGAACUCUGAGAAGAGGGAGCCAGAGAGAGACGCCUUAGAGGAGAGAGAAGAGGGUGAGAUGGCCGCCACUGGAGGAACGGAAGGAGAGGAAGAGGUUGAGGACUCGGACGUCACAGACUCUGAGGAAGAGGAAACGGCGGCCGCUCCGCCCCCCUCCACACCUCAGUGCAGUAACAAGGCUAUUGCCUACAUCAUGGGCAGCCCCUGCAGCGAUGACAGCCAAUCAGACGACUUGCUCAGCGAGGAUGACGAUGGUUUCGAUAGUGAUGGCUCGUCAGAAUUCUCAGAUUCCAAGGCACUGGAUGAAGAUGAUGAUGAUGAUGAUGAAGAAGAGGCGAAUGCGUCUGAUUCAGAGCCGCCAGACUCAGAAACAGAGAGACUGUGGAACUCGCUGUGCCAAAGCAGGGAUCCCUAUAACCCCCAGAACUUUACCGCCCCCCUCAACACCACCCCUAGGACCAUCCUGUCCACACCUACAGCCGCAGCAGCCUGCUCCCUUCAAGCCUCACCUCCAGAGCAACCCCCCUCUCCCUUCAACCCCUCUUCCCCCUCUCCUGCAGAGGAGUUUGGCUCUGGGGAUGAGUCCUGCAGCAGUGAGGUGGAUGAGGCUGAGAGCCUGAGGCUGUGGAACUCCUUCAGCUUCCCCUCAGACCCCUACAGCCCCUUCAACUUCCAGGUCCCGCUCAGGACUAGAGAGCCGACUGGGACAGGGGCAAAAGCAGGUGCAGGGACACGUUGUAAGAGGAGCAGCAAGACAACCCCAUGCUCCCCCCGUCAUGAACAGGGCCAGGGACAGAGCCAGUACAGGAAAGAGGUGGCAGAGGAGAGGCUAGACAGUGGCUUCUCAGAGACCCUCGCCAUCCCAGAGACCACCACCAUGGGCUGUGUCACAGUAAAAAGGGUGUGUUUCCGUGACGAGGUGGAGGAGUUCUACGCCAGCGAGGACGAUGAGGACCGGUGCGGGCCGUGGGAGGAGCUAGCCAGAGACCGUGCUCGUUUCCUCCGGCGCGUUCAGGAUGUGGAGGACGGCAUCAGCUACGUCUUCAGCCCUACCUUCCGCCUCGCCGUCUACCAGAGACUACAGCACCACAGCUGAUCCUGACCUCUGACCCCUAAUGUCCUACAACACUGCUGAUCAUCAGUCCUGUUUCUCUGUGACCCCUCUAACACCAAUCCCAUCUUCAACAGAAUGCAUCAGAACUUCUAAGUCAUGCUGCAUCCCCUUCUCCCCUUCCCUGUCAACCCCCACCACUGACCCCCAAACCUCAUCUUCAACCUUGACGUGUAGAAAAGACUACAUCAGAGCGGUUGAGAAACCCCAUACGCCCCUCACCCAUCCCUCCUGACCCCCCUUACCGUCAGUCUGGGGUGUUGGAGAAGAUUUGAUAAUAGACUUCUCUCUUCACCGCCCUCUUCCUGAUCAUUUGCUGUUUUGUUUUUAUUUAACCUCAGUGGAGUGAUGACCUAAUUUAUAAUGUGAUUCAAGAUGACUGCAUACUGCUAACUAGGAGGUAUACUGGUAAAGGUGUACUGGUAAUGUGAAGGUAUAAGGGCUUACUGGUUCCAGUGGGAUAAAUUCAGUGGAACACAGAGCAGGUCGUGUGUUGGGCUGUGUGCUCAGUAACCUGACUGAAACGCAGCUCUACUCGAGACACUUCAGUCAAGACUGUUCUUUAUCUUUAGUUUUAAAAUUGCUUUGAUUUUUUUAUCCCGUUGAUUUAACUGCACCUUUUGGAGUUGUGCUGUCCUUCUCUCUGACAUGUGCCAUCUGGGUCUCUGCUCUGUAGUGUUCUCAGUUUCAUGUUAAUCUGAUCCCAGGCCUGCCUACUGUCAUGUUCAGUAUUUAACAGAGGUUCAGUAUAAUCUCCCUGAGCAAAUGUCACACUGCUCCCCGGAGCUGAAUCGGGUUGGUUAAGAGCUUUUGGAAAACAAACCUGGUUUGAAAUAACAGAAGAAAAAUAAAUAAUUAGAGGCUUCCUGUAAACCAUGACAUGCAGAGUACACAUUAACGUUGAAAGUGUUCUAUUUGAUUUGAUCAUAAGCAGAGGGUGUAAACCUACAGUAUGCUGAUGUGUAAAGCAAGCCUCUAAACUGUAUUGAUGGUAAAGUGUUGAAACCAAGCCUGUGUUGGUGCGGUGUGUUCCUGGUUUCGUUUAUUAGCCAUUGACUUCAGUUCUAUCGUAUGUGUAUUAUUAACUACCUACAAAGACAAAGACGCCCCUAACUGGCUCUUCCUGUAUUUACACCUGCAGACAGAAAGACAGACAGAGGGCACUUAUUACUUCCUCAUUACAGCCCACAGUAUGAAUACACUAACCAUCAUAGAAUAGACAAUAGCAUUGCUCUGCUUGUGGCCUAUACAUUAAUGUCCAAGACACAACAACAACAAAAAAUCUCUGGCCGCAAGCCAACGAUCAGUAGAGGUCCUCUCUGACUAUUUCUUGCUGAAGUGAAUGCUUAUGGGUAAGGGUGAAGUGAAAUUAUUUGCAUGAUCCUUGCAUCUUUAGUGGCCUCCUCCUCGUCUACCUCCCUUAGUCAUCACUGUGGUUUCCUCUAACAAAACAAUAUUGCUUUAAUCUAUCUACAGUUUGCACCAAUAGGUUUCCUUCAAUGUGUUCACUUUUCUAGAGCUUGCGUCCAUCAGUGGUCAUCUAGGAAAGGAGACGAAGAAAGCAAGCAAUCUAAGACGUCUCCAUUUAUAGACUACCUAUCCCCACUAUUUAUUAACCCUGUCAUGCCUGUACAGACCUAGUGUUGUGUUACUCAUUUUGAGGGGUUAAUGUCUCCGCUGUGGCUGAAGAGUUAACCUCUGGUGUGACCGGGUGGAAAGAAAGCAGGGAUGUGAAAUGCACGCUGUUCUGAAGUGAUUCUCAGUAUGAGGGAGAAAAUAAAAUAUAUAAAAGAUGUGCUCGGAUAAUUAAGAAUAUAACUCAUUUAACUUGGUGUUAUUUUAGUCAGUACAAUUAACAUGAAAUUGAUUUAUUUUUGUAAAACAGUUUAGGAUGAGUUAGUAGUUCUACACUGUUCCUUAUAAUAUACAUUUAGAAUUAAUAUUCAGUGAAAAUAAAUCAAUAUUGAAUUAUGAA